AUGCAGUUUAACUUUGUUACUGGCGUUGCUAUCCUCUUGGCCAUCCAACCGGUUGUCGCAAGGACAUGCCUUCUCGGCGCCAUUCAAUGCACCUAUAACAGUGGCCGACGCUGCGCCAAGUGGUGUCCGCAACAAAUCUACUGUGAAUGUGCCGGAUUUAAGGAAAAUUACGGCGACCUGGUGAAAGCGAAAUGCAUCAGUGAAUUUACGUGGAUGGGUCGUCACAAUUGCGGCUAA
Colletotrichum higginsianum IMI 349063 is the source of this 237-nucleotide messenger RNA. RefSeq lists its product as uncharacterized. Bases 1 to 237 code for a protein of 78 amino acids. The transcript has 2 exons. Lineage: Eukaryota; Fungi; Ascomycota; Sordariomycetes; Glomerellales; Glomerellaceae. The record is from RefSeq and is a predicted model, not a curated record.